GCAAUAUAAAGUCCUGGUUCACUCUCAGGAACGAGAGCUCAGCCUGUUAAGGGAGAAGUUGCGGGAAGGGAGAGAUGCCUCCCGUGCAUUGAAUCAGCAUCUCCAGGCCCUCCUCACUCCGGAUGAGCCGGCCAACUCCCAGGGGCGGGACCUCCGAGAACGGCUGGCCGAGGGCUGUAGGCUGGCACAGCACCUCGUCCGAAAGCUCACCCCAGAAAUUGAUGAAGAUGAGGAUGAAGAUGUUAAAGUUGAGGAGACUGAGAAAGUACAGGAACCAUGUGUCCCCAGGGAGCUGUGGAAGGCAGAAGAGAAGGAAGAAUCUGAGGACUCACUGGACAAAUAUGCCAUCGCUUGUUCAAAUAGCCACGGUCCUUGUGAGUCCAACCAGCCUCACAGCAACACCAAAAUCACAUUUGAGGAAGACCAAGUCAACUCAUGUCUCAUUGACUCGUCCUCUUCUGAUGAAUGGGAGGAUGCUGUAUUCAUUAUCCCAGGACACUGGUGUGAUGAAGUGAAAAAGGAGGACCAAGAGGCCACAGGUCCCAGGCUCAACAGGGAACUGCUGGAUGAGAAAGAGCCUGAAGCCUUGCAGGACUCACUGGAUAGAUUUUAUUCAACUCCUUGCGGGUAUCUUGAACUGCCUGACUUAUGCCAGCCCUACAGAAAUGCGUUUUCCUCGUUGGAAGAACAGCACUUUGGCUUGGCUCUUGACAUGGACAGAAUUACAAAGGACCAAGAAGAGGAAGAAGACCAAGCCUCACCAUGCCCCAGACUCAGCAGAGAGCUGCUGGAGGUAGUAGAGCCUGAAGUCUUGCAGGACUCACUGGAUAGAUGUUGCUCGACUCCUUACAGUUACCUUGAGCUUCCCGAUUCAUCCCAUCCCCAGGGAAGUUCCUUUUACUCAUUGGAGGAACAACACGUUGGCUUUUCUCUUGGCGUGGAUGAAACUGCAAAGUACCAAGAAGGGGAAGAAGAUCGAAACCCACCAUGCCCCAGACUCAACGGGGUGCUGAUGGAAGCAGGAGAGCCUGAAGUCUUGCAGGACUCACUGAGUGGAUGUUAUUCGACUCCUUCAAGUUACUUUGAUCUACCUGACUCAUUCCAACACUAUACAAGUGCCUUUUACUCACUUGAGGAACAGCACGUCAGCUUGGCCCUUGACGUGGACAAUGGAUUUUUUACUUCGACGGUGAUAAGGUUCCACCUGGGCUUCCAGAUGGGAGUCAUAUUCCCACACUAAGCAGCCCUUACUAAGCUGAGAGAUGUCAUUGCCGCAGGCAGGACUUACAGGCACCUGUAGGUUUGAAUGAAAACUGUAGUUCCGUUUGGAAUCCCAGACAUAGGAUAGGAAAGUGGGCAGAACUCUAUUCCAUUCUCAGACCAUGCAGUGGCAACCUGUACUCAGUCUGAAGACACUGGACCCAAGUUAGUUGUGACACGUUCACAGAACUCUGCAGCACAUACCGGGAGUGAUCUGUCAGAUCUUCUAAUUUGAACCAGGUAUCUCUGGGUAGCUACAAAGUUCCUCAGGGAUUUCAUUUUACGGGCAUGUCUCUGAGCUUUUAUGCCUGCUCAAGGUCAGUGUCAUCUUUGUGUUUAACUCAUCCAAAGGUGUUACCCUGGUUCCAAUGAACCUCCCCCCAUUCUUUGUAUCUUCAGUGUUGGUUUGUUUUAGCUGAUCCAUCUGUAACACAGGAGGGAUCCUUGGCUGAGGAUUGUAUUUCAGAACCACUGACUGCUCUUGACAAUUGUUAACCCACUAGGCUCCUUUGGUUAGAGAAGCCACAGUCCUUCAGCCUCCAAUUGCUAUCAAUACGUAGGAAGACCACAGCUAGAUGGACAAACAGCGUGGAGAGCCCUUAGCCCUGCUCCUCUCAAUUCCGUCCUGUAAAGAACAGGAGCCAGGAGCCGCUGGCAGGAGACAGCAUGUCACCCGGGACUCUGCCGGUGCAGAAUAUGAACAAUGCCAUGUUCUUGCAGAAAACACUUAGCCUGAGUUUCAUAGGAGGUAAUCACCAGACAACUGCAGAAUGUAGAACACUGAGCAGGACAACUGGCCUGUCUCCUUCACACAAUCCAUGUCACCACCAAUCACACAACAAAAAGAAGAAGAGAUGUUUUGGGUUCGAAAAAAGUAAAAAGAUACUGUAGCUACAUUUCUUUAUUUUGAACCCCAAAUAUUUCCUCAUCUUUUUGUUGUUGUCAUUGAUUGUGGUGACGUGAACUCGUUUGUAGAGGACAGGUCAGCUGUCUGGCUCAAUGAUCUACAUUCUGAAGUUGUCUGAAAAUGUCUUCAUGAUUCAAUUCAGCCUAAACGUUUUGCCAGGAACACUGCAGAGUCAAUACUGUGAGUUUCCAACCUCAGCCUAUCUAUCUGCGGGCAUAGAAGGUCUAGUUUGUCCACCACCAUUAUCGUGACAUCAGGACUGGUUACUUGGUUAAGGAGGGGUCUAGGAGAUCUGUCGCUUUUAGAGACAACUUACUUAUAAUGAAGUAUUUGGGAAAGUGGUUUGUAAAGGUAUAAAUGUUAUGUAUUCCAAUGAUCAUCCUCUAAACAUUUUAUCAUUUAUUAAUCAUCCCUGCCUGUGUCUAUUAUAUUCAUAUCUCUACACUGGAAAUUUUCCGUCUCAAUUUUUAUUCUGCCUCUCUUUUUGCUAGUGUCUGCUGUUGAAAAAAAAAAAACAUUCUCUGCCUGAGUUUUCAUUUUUGUCCAAAGUUAUUUUAAUCUAUACAAUUAAAAACUUUUGCCCAUCA
Molecule: messenger RNA, 2754 nt
Organism: Rhinopithecus roxellana (golden snub-nosed monkey)
Lineage: Eukaryota; Metazoa; Chordata; Mammalia; Primates; Cercopithecidae
Product: neuroblastoma breakpoint family member 3-like
Exons: 9
Source: RefSeq, a predicted model, not a curated record